Alosa sapidissima (American shad) is the source of this 6321-nucleotide messenger RNA. It is a transcript of the gene rps6ka4, whose product is annotated as ribosomal protein S6 kinase, polypeptide 4. The transcript has 18 exons. Gene Ontology annotation, molecular function: ATP binding; protein serine/threonine kinase activity; magnesium ion binding. Gene Ontology annotation, biological process: regulation of DNA-templated transcription; intracellular signal transduction; protein phosphorylation. Bases 998 to 3481 code for a protein of 827 amino acids. The record is from RefSeq and is a predicted model, not a curated record. Lineage: Eukaryota; Metazoa; Chordata; Actinopteri; Clupeiformes; Clupeidae.
UAAUCCAGUCUUUACAACAGUUUUUAAAGUCAUUUUGGUGUAAAAUUUGUUUUCUUUUAGCAACGAUAUUUUCAGCGCGAGUAACACAGAAGUACAUCCGGAAGAAAGGGAAGGGACGAUUUUAUAUCAUCUGAUGCGCGUCACUGCGAUAAUUUUAUUGGCUCAUAGAUAGGGAGUUUUAAUUAAUGUUAAGUGUCUGUCAUUGUUGGUAGUAAGCGAGCUAGCUGGCUGAAAUCUAGCUAGCUAGCUAGCUUGGAAAAAUAGUCCGCCUUGUCAUGUUCUGUUAUGUUCGCUUCGCGCAGCUGAUAUAAUAGUGUAGCCAGGAUACGUAUUACAAUAUACGUGCGUGCGGGAAAACAAGCUUGUAAACAGACAGAUACCUUGUUAGCCACUGAUGCUGAAGAACACUAACGUUAGCUAACGUUAACCCUACAGGUCACUGCAACUGAGUUGUUACAAUUGUAUCCAGUUGCAGAUUGCUAGCAACAAGCUAGCUGGCUUGCGACAGUUUGUGUCGAAGUAGAAAAUACGGAAAUGGCAUCUACGUAUGGCCGACACCAAUUAAUUGACUGGAGUUAAUGGAAAAGAAAUUCAAGUUUCGGGCGGCAAUGAUUGUCUGAUACACAGCAUUUUGUUGACUUUAUAUACCUAGAAAGUAAUUAUUACAGAUAACUUCGCUGAUAUUUUAUGCGAGUCUAUUUGGGUCGUGUAACCCUUGCAAACAACGAGACGAGCUUAUGAAGAUUAGUCAAAACAGCAGGAUGUCAAAGGGAUUUACGGUGGUCAUAAGUGAAAAACAAAACAAUGCCUGCCAUCAAUACCAGACAAUUCGAGAUGAUCUCCUGCACUUUAUGCCAAAAAACUAGUAAUCGGUAGUGUGCAUUUCUACUGCUUUACGUGGUAUAGUUUAGAUGAUAAGGUUAUACACCGGAAGAGAAAUCUAUUCAGCUUGCUGUUCGAUUGUGAAAUAUAAGUUACUUUACAUUUCAUAAGCACUAUGUCUGGAGACAGCAGCAGCAGUAGUGGAGAGGACUCUGAUAAAGAGACCAGGAAGAAAGUAUGUACUGUCAAACACGAAAUCACUAAUGCAAACCUUACAGGGUACACUGAAAAAGUGGGUGUGGAGAACUUUGAACUUCUGAAAGUGCUGGGCACUGGAGCUUAUGGAAAAGUGUUCCUCGUGAGGAAGACAAGUGGUCAUGAUGAAGGGAAGCUUUAUGCUAUGAAGGUGUUGAAGAAAGCAGCCAUUGUACAAAAGGCAAAGACUGCCGAACACACACGGACUGAAAGACAAGUUUUGGAGCACAUUCGUCAGUCUCCCUUUUUAGUUACACUGCACUAUGCCUUCCAAACGCAGACGAAAUUGCACCUUAUACUUGACUAUGUUAGUGGUGGGGAGAUGUUUACCCAUCUUUACCAACGAGACCACUUCUCUGAAGAUGAAGUUCGGAUCUACAUCGGAGAGAUCAUCCUGGCCUUGGAGCAUCUGCACAAGCUUGGCAUUGUGUACCGGGACAUCAAACUGGAAAAUAUCCUGUUGGACAACGAGGGGCAUGUGGUGCUGACUGACUUUGGCUUGAGUAAGGAGUUCCUGGAGGAAGAGCAGAAAGAGAGGACCUACUCGUUCUGUGGCACUAUUGAGUACAUGGCGCCUGAGAUUAUCCGUGGGAAGUCGGGACAUGGCAAGUCGGUGGAUUGGUGGAGUUUGGGGAUCCUCAUGUUUGAGCUGCUGACUGGAGCUUCGCCGUUCACCUUGGAGGGCGAGAGGAAUACGCAGAGCGAGGUGUCCAAGCGGAUCCUGCGCUGCGAGCCCCCGUUCCCGUCCAUCAUCAGUCUCCUGGCGCAGGACCUCCUGAGGAAGCUGCUGGUCAAAGACCCUCACAAGCGACUCGGCUCAGGACCCAAGGGUGCUGACGACAUCAAGACUCAUCCGUUCUUUAAGAGGCACACACGCACACACACACACACACACACACACACACACACACACACACACUGCACUGUACACUUCAUUAAUGAAAUAUUCACAUGUAACAUGCAGGGGCUCAACUGGUCAGAUCUGGCCGCCAAAAAAGUUGCCAGCCCCUUCCGUCCUGAGCUGCGGAAUGAGCUGGACGUGGGGAACUUUGCCGAGGAAUUCACCGGGAUGGAUCCAGUCUACUCACCCGCCAGCACCCCUCCCAGUACUGACCGUCUUUUCCAGGGUUACUCCUUCAUCGCACCGUCCAUUCUGUUCAACAAAAACGUUGUCAUGGGGGACUUCCUGGAGAACCAGGUGAAGGUGGACAAGCCAGGGUCAGCCACGGUGCAGCGCAGUGCAAUGCUAAAGGACUCUCAGUUCUUCCAGCACUAUGAGCUGUGGCUCCAGGGCCCUCCGCUGGGGGAAGGCAGCUUCUCUGUGUGCAGGAAGUGCCGACACAAGCAGAGUGGCCAGGAGUACGCCGUCAAAAUCGUCAGCCGUAGGAUGGAGUCGAUGACACAAAAGGAGAUAGCGGCCCUGAGGCAGUGCGAGUCUCAUCCCAAUAUUGUCAAACUCCAUGAAGUUUACACCGACCAGCACCACACGUACCUGGUGAUGGAGCUGCUGCGUGGCGGGGAGCUGCUGGAGCGCCUCAAGCGGAAGAAGCUGUUUGCGGAGUGGGAGGCCAGCAAGCUGAUGAGCAGCCUGGUGUCGGCCGUCAGCUUCAUGCACGAGGCCGGCGUGGUGCACAGGGACCUCAAGCCAGAGAACGUGCUGUUUGCGGAUGAGGGCGAGGACGCGGUGCUGAAGGUGAUCGACUUUGGCUUCGCCCGGCUGUUCCCGGCGGGCAGCGCUCCCCUGCAGACGCCAUGCUUCACUCUGCAGUACGCCGCCCCGGAGCUCUUCCACUCCACCGGCUACGACCAGGCCUGCGACCUCUGGAGCCUCGGCGUCAUCCUGUAUACCAUGCUGUCGGGACAGGUUCCCUUCCAGACCGAAAAGAAGGGCAUGACCUCGUCACACGCCGCUGACAUCAUGAAGAAGAUCAAAGAGGGAGACUUCUCAUUGGAUGGAGAGGCGUGGAGAGGCGUGUCAGAAGAGGCCAAAGAGCUUGUGAGAGGCUUAUUAACGGUGGAUCCCGAACGUCGUCUGAAGCUGAGCGAUCUGAAGGAGAACGGCUGGCUCCAGGGCGGGGCCAACAUGUCGUCCACCCCGCUGUGCACGCCCGAUGUGCUGGAGUCCAGUGGCCCCACCGUGCGCACUUACGUCAACGCUACAUACAAGGCAUUCAACCGGGGGAAGCGAGAGGGCUUCUUCCUGAAGAGUGUGGACAACGCCCCUCUGGCCAAGCGCCGCAAGCUGAAGAUGACCAGCACUGGGGUUGAGACCCGGCGUAGCUCCUCUUCCUCAUCCUCUUCCUCCUCCUCGUCCUCCACAGCAGCAGCAGCGGCGGCGGCAGCAGCAGCCACGCUGGCCAAGGCCCCGCUGCGGCAGACUGUCCCCCCGAACUCUGACCCCUGAGUCGGCCUAUGGCUAGAGGCCUCUGAGCGUGCCCCCUCCCUCCCUCCCACUACUACUACCACCAUCACCCAAGCUGAAGAACCCUACAGGGCUCCAGUGUGACUGAAUCACCGAAGGAGUCAAAACUCUUUUUAAAUCACACCAAUAUCCAAAUUACAGACAUGUAAUUGUGGCGUAAUAUGCCGUUUGGGCAGUUACAUGGUCUGACCGCAAAGGGCUUAAAGUAUGCACUCAUUCUGAAUGGAUAUGUGAAGUCUGUUUAUUUUUUGGCCAACCUUGGGGUUAGCAAGAGAGUGGAGACAACUGUUGUAUAUUUUAAGCAAAAAAUUUUAAUUGUUCAAAAAUUGGUGUCGAAUUGUUAUUCGCUGUUGUUGACGUUGGCGCUUCUUUGAACCCGCUGGUCGAAAAUCGUUCCUGCGCUGAUUGUGUCGUCUGCAUGUUACCAGUGUUGAACUGCCGAACCCUUUAGUCUCGUUUAUUUUUCUUUUAGUUUGUUUUGUAUCGUUUGCCCUUACGAUUGAAUGUACCUUUAAAAGAGUGGAGUUUUUCUAUGGCACCGCGGUGCUUUUUAAAAAAUAUUAAAAAGGGACAUUUUGAAGAUAGAUGGGAAAAGAAGCCAUUGGAGAGUUGAAGCCAUAGGUACUGAGAGGAGAGGACCUUUGUGUGGACCCCAGACUAUAGACCAUCUAAUAGGGGGCAGGGUAAGAGUAGCUAUGGCACAUAAGCAGCGUUUUACAUCAAGGGUGGCUUUCAGACAGUUUCAGAGGCUUGAUGACAGAUUGUUUUUUUUACUUGUUCCAUCGACAACAGCAAAUAACGACUAGGUCUGAUUGUCUGGGUCAGGCGUACAAUCUUUCUCCAUGUGCCAUUGUGAGCUUACUAAGUGCAUGCCUCUCAGUAUAAUGUGGUGAAUACUCUCAACAGCAAUUGUUAAUAUUCAGUGUUCCUAUGACUGAACCCUUUGCUAACAACUCCCUGCUGUGCUUUCAUGGUGCUAUCGGAUCAGUCUGUGAUACCACGAGCCCUCUGUAUCCCUCCAGAGUCCUUCGAAGUGUGUGUGUGUGUGUGUGUGUGUUCGCUCGCUUGUGAGCACCCCUUUACAGGCGCCCUGCCACCCCUCCCCCUCGCCAUGGGAGCGUGAGGCGCUGCCGGACUUCUGCUGCUGCAGGCGGGGUGAUGCAGUGCUGGUCACCAGAGUCCAGGCCACGAGUAGACUGGACUCUGCACGUGUUUUUAAAAAAUAACAAAACAAAGGGCUCCAUCAUGCAUCCCAGGCUGGGUACAGACAGUGACUCCACACACACACUAACACACUCCCAGUCCUUUUGACCCCCAGCUGGAGAGAUGAUGGUCUGAGGGAGAGGGAUGGAAAGAAGGAGAGAGAGCAAGAGAAGGGGAGAGAGAAUAACAGAGGGAGAGGGGCUGACAGAGGGAGAGAGAGACUGAACGAGAGAGAGACUGACAGAGAGAGAGAGAGAGGCAGGAGAGAGAGACUGACAGAGGGAGAGAAAGAGAAAGAGACUCCACUUGUCUGCCUGCAGGUGACCAUAUGCCACCAGCCACCCACCCACUGUGUUGAAUGUCUUGCAACCCUGUUCCUCCUCAAUUUAAUACUUGCAUUAAAAAAACACAACACUGAAUCUGUGUGAGCGCUGAGGGGAGCAGAUCCAGGGGUCUCUUCAUAUGGAUGUCUUUCUCCAUACACUGAUAGGAUACCUACUGGAGUUUUUCAUUACAAAGGAACACUUUUGCCAAGGACAAGGAUAUUGUUGUGUGUGAUCAACAUUUUCUUGAAUGUCUCUUUGGAAAUUUUAAUGUAGUACCUGGUUUAUGAGAUGAUUGCAUGCAUAUUUAUAGAGUUAUGAUCACAUUUGCAAGGGCGGUGUGUGUAAUUUUUUUUUUUUUUCUUUUUUUUUUUUUAAGCUUCGGCACUGGUUGAGAUGCCUGUAUAAAAAUCAUGAGACAGCAUGUGGUCAAGAGGGCCAUCUUUAUCAGAGAGUGCAUCAGAGUCGGGUUGUGGCCUGACAUCCUGGUCUUACACAUGUCAAUCAUGCUCUCUCGACUGUGGUCUCACCAUUUGUAUCAGACACCAAAUGAAUUGUUUUUAGUAUUAUCGGAAAUGGGAUUCUCGAGCAAGAUGGUUAAAUGACACUGGUCAUUUAAAAGACAGUCAUUUGUAGUUACUCUUUUUUUUAUUGGUCAAUCUUCAAGUCGCACAAUUUUAAUCUUUGAAAAUAUGUUUUCUUUUUUUUAUCAGCUUUAACUUGCUUAACCUUUAGUAUUUAUUGCCUCUGUUCUGCCUCCGUGUUCUGUUGAUGUUUCGGUAAUGGUUCUCUGUCCGGCGCCUCGUGCUCAUUCAUGUUGAGUAAUUAUGUAAUUCUAUGGUAUGUCUUGCUGCCUUGUGCUGCAUCAGUAAAAAAGACAUCUAUUGUGAAAUUAUGGAACUGUGCAUUUCUGAUUUUAGAUAUUUUUUCACACAUAUAAUUGUCAAUGAUUUUAUGUCUACAGUUUAAAAUAUGAGAACGCUACUUUUUUGACUAUUAGUAACUGUUUUGUGUUAUUGUUCUGUCAUGCAUGUACUUUUUUCAUUUAAAUAACCUCUUUAAUAAGUUAUUCUGCUCUCUCAUUUUGCCAAAAACAUUUUGUAAAAACAAAAAUUUAAAUUAAAAUCAUAAUUUUCAAAGUGCUCUGUAUUCAAAUAAUGGCAGGUGGUUUGUGUUGCAUCAUGGACACAGUUGAAAUCGAGUGUCAAAUUACAAUGCACAUACGGAAAUGUAUCUUUUUUUUUAGUUGUAUUAUUCCAUUCAAUGUGCGAGAGCCUUAUAAAAUGUCACAUAUUA